GACGGCUGACAGAUAUACUUUGUUGGUUGUGUCAAGAAAUAUAUAUACAUAUACACAUUAUUGUUAUUGAAAGAAAACAAGUCUUUUAUUUUGGGUUAAGUUUUGAGUUUAGUGCAUAAAGAUUUUUCGAAUUAUUUCAUAAAUGUUACGAUUACUUAGAUUAAAUAUUCAGCAGAUUGUGAUUAAAUCUAAUCCAAUACUAACUGUCCUGCCAAAUAAUAAUGUAAAUUUUUGUAGUGAUGCUAAUGAAGGAGCUUCCAUAGAAGAAUCGGAAGUUUUAAAAGUUAAAAAUGAAAAGGAUAUAAAGGCUGAUAGGACAAAAUUAAUACCCGUUGAACAAAGUAUAAGAUACCUAAAAAGUGCGGCUUAUCAAGAAACUUAUGGUACUUCAAAUGUUUGGGAACAAUAUAGACGAAAUCAUAAGGGUAUGUAUGCGCCUAGGAAAACUAGAAAGAUGUGUAUACGGGGCGGAAAGAUUUCAACUGGAAACCCUUGUCCUAUUUGCCGCGACGAAUACCUUGUUCUGGAUCACCGUAAUGUAGAUUUAUUAAAACAGUUUAUAUCAGAGCACACCGGUGAGGUUUUAAGUUACACAAAAACUGGUUUAUGCCAAAGAAGACAUUUAGAAUUGUUGGUUGCUGUAGAAAAAGCUAUGGAUUAUGGAUUUUUGACUUUUGACGUUCCAUUUAGAGAAUAUGACUACACAGAAUAUUACAAAUCUUAACAUUUAUAUAUGUAGAAAAUAUUAGUUGGAAAAACCAAAAUAAAAGCAAAUAAAUUAAAUAAAUCUUAAAUAAAGGUUUU
Molecule: messenger RNA, 804 nt
Organism: Condylostylus longicornis
Lineage: Eukaryota; Metazoa; Arthropoda; Insecta; Diptera; Dolichopodidae
Gene: mRpS18B
Product: 28S ribosomal protein S18b, mitochondrial
Exons: 2
Coding region: 143-724 (193 amino acids)
Biological process (GO): mitochondrial translation
Cellular component (GO): ribosome; mitochondrion
Molecular function (GO): structural constituent of ribosome
Source: RefSeq, a predicted model, not a curated record